AGUGGGGGAUUCUCCACAACAACUGAUAGUCAGACUCCUCUCCAAUUCUAUACCUCAACAUCCCAUUCACUUACAAGGAAACUUCCUCGUCAAUAAGUGUGGAGUGCCUGGUGGCUAAUGGGAACCUUCCUCUUCAUACAUAUGUCCCUCUCAGAAACAGCACAUAAUUGUCCUUGGCCUUGCAUAUGCUUGCCCUGCAUCCAUUCAUUGCAAGAACCAAGAAGCAGAGAGUUUCUCUAGAUGGAUGCUUUCCGAGAUUCUUCUUCCUCCUCUUACCGGUGUUCCUAUCAUGCCUUCUUGAGUUUCAGAGGCCAGGACACGCGCAAGGGCUUUACUGAUCACCUUUAUAGAGCCUUGGAGCUAGCAGGAAUCCACACGUUUAGAGACGAUGAUGAAAUCAAGAGAGGGGAGAAUAUUGAGUCGGAGUUAGAGAAGGCGAUACAGGAGUCACAAGUAUCGAUAAUUGUCUUCUCCAAGGACUACGCUUCCUCAAGGUGGUGUUUGAACGAACUUCUGAAGAUCGUGGAACGUAGAAAUACUGAUCGUAGACAUGUGGUUUUGCCAGUUUUCUAUGAUGUGGAUCCAUCCGAUGUCAGGAAGCAGAGUGGUUCUUUUGCUGAAGCAUUUGCCAGACAUGAGGAGCGAUUCAGUACGGAGGAGAUGGACAAGGUGGAGCUGUGGAGAAGAGCUCUUAGAGAUGUUGCAUCUUUGGGAGGAAUGGUUUUAGGAGAUCGGUAUGAGGGGCAGUUCAUCCAAGAUAUUGUUGAAGAGAUUAGAAAAAAAGUGGAUCACGCAGCUUUAGAUGUUGCUCACUUUCCAGUUGGAAUGGAUAAUCGUGUGAGACGCCUAAACAUGUGGUUACAAGAUGGAUCAAUUGAUGUUGGUGUAGCUGUCAUCUGUGGGAUGGGUGGAAUUGGCAAGAGCACUAUCGCGAAAGCCGCUUAUAACCGCAACUUUGAUGGAUUUCAAGGUAGCAGCUUUCUUGCAGAUAUACGAGAAUCUUCAGAACAACCCAGUGGUUUUGUUGGCUUGCAAAGAAAACUUCUUUCAGAUAUCCAAAAGGGGAAAGCAAAGAAAGUAUACAAUAUGGAUGAAGGAACAAUCAGGAUCAAACAAGCCGUGGGCUAUAAAAAAGUUCUUAUUGUUCUUGAUGAUGUGAGCAACCGAGAUCAACUCAAAGCAAUUCUUGGAAUGCGAGAGUGGCUUCAUCCAGGAAGUAAAAUUAUCAUAACAACUCGACAUGAACAUUUGUUAAAUGCUCAUGAAGUUUUUGAAAAGUUUAUGGUUCGAGAACUGGGUGAGGAUGAAUCACUUGAGCUUUUCAGUUGGCAUGCCUUCAGACAAUCCCAUCCAGAAGAAGGUUACAUGGAGCUUUCAAGACAUGUGGUACAGCACUGUGGAGGGCUUCCAUUAGCUCUUCAAGUUCUGGGAUCUUCUCUAUCCGGAAAAAGUGUAGAAGUAUGGCAAAGUGCAUUGCAGAAGUUCGACGUGAUCCCUAAUGACAAAAUUCAAAAAGUUCUGAGGAUAAGUUUUGAUUCUUUACAAGAUGAUCAUGACAAAAAUUUAUUCCUUCACAUAGCCAGUUUCUUCACAGGAAAGAAGAUGGAUUAUACGAGUACAAUAUUGGACAGCUUAGAGUUUUACACAAGGAUUGGGAUUGAAAAUCUAGUUGACAGAUGCCUAGUGAAAAUUCAAAGGAACAGGUUGGUCAUGCAUCAAUUGGUGAGAGACAUGGCAAUGGAAGUUAUUCGUGAAGAAUCACCUGAUGACCCUGGAAAACGUAGUAGAGUGUUGCAGAAAGAUGCCUCUAAUAUUUUGAGAAAAUUAAGUCAGGGUACGGAAAAUGUUAAGGGCCUCAUGCUCAACCUUGCUUGCAACAGAACGUUAGUUGGAAGUGAUAAACAACGCUGCCAUGUUGAAGAUUAUGAUGAAAAUUCUUCAAGACGAAGUGGGCUUGGUUUCUUCUCUUGGAAACCAAUUAGCUUUUCAUCCACAAACUCAGCUUCUGCAUCAAAUGAGAUAGAUUUCAAACCUGAGGCGUUUAGAAGGAUGCACAAUCUUGAAAUUCUCAUGCUCAACAACGUCAAUGUCAGGGGAAGCUACGAAGAAUUUCCAAAAAGUUUAAUAUGUUUAUCUUGGAGAGGAUUCCACUUAAAAUCAGUACCAGAAAAUUUUUAUUUGGAAAACCUGGUUGUUCUUGACAUGCGAAAUAGUAGCCUACAACAUGUUUGGAAUGGGAUCAGGUUUCUUCCGAGGCUGAGAAUUCUUAAUCUCAGUCAUUCGCAUGGCCUUAGGACAACCCCCGACUUCUUAGGACUCCCUAACCUUGAGAGAUUGAUUCUUAAACAUUGCAUAAAUUUGGUUGAGGUUGAUGAGUCCAUCGGAUACCUAGAGAAACUUGUUGUUUUGAAUCUAGAAGGCUGCAAAAAUCUCAUGAAGCUUCCAAAAUUGAGAUCUAUUCAGGAUCUUAUUCUUUCUGGUUGCUCAAAGCUUGUGCUUGGUGCCAAUACGACUGCCACAACUGAUCACUUACAAUCUACAGCUUGUGAAAUGAAGAAACUCAUUCUGUUAUCACCUAAAUCAUGGUAUUCAAUCUGGUCGUCGGUGUCGCCGAGAAAAAAUAUUGAAUCAAGCAGUUUCUCAUUGGCAAGUUUACCGCAUUCCUUAACAAGUUUACGUCUGGAUCGCUGCAAUCUAUCAGAGAUUCCGAGUGCCCUUACUAUGCUGCCUUCGUUAGAGUACUUGGAUCUGAAUAACAAUCCAUUUACAAGCCUACCAGAGAGCAUUAACAAUCUUGUUAAGCUUUGCACUCUUGUAGUAGAAGGUUGCAGAAACCUCACAAUGCUUCCAGAGCUCCCACAUAGUUUGAAAGAAUUGAAUGGUAGAGGUUGCACAUCAUUGAAAAGAAUAACAAAUUUACCGAACUUGCACAUAUCACCGGCCACACAUUCCUUAUCUGACAGCAUAGUGGAACCAUGUUUAAAGCGUUACAACAUAUUAUUGGACUCAAAUUUAUGGUAUUGUGGGAAACUAGUUGAUGUUGCAAGCUUGUUCAAUACACUACCAUUGAGCAGCUUUGACAUAAAACUCCUCAAAGAUAUCGAUCUAUUCGAUUUGAAACCCACCGGUGGCGUUGAGGUCCUAAGGAACAACUAUUGUGCAAGUAGGCGCUCCAAGGGAACUUUUGAAUGCGGCAUAUUUAGCAUUUUUGUCAACGAGAGCAAGAUUCCAGAUCGGUUCAAUUACAGGAGCAUGGGUAACACUGUGUUCUCUAUUAUUGUUCCUUCACAGCCUAAUAUCAAGAUCGUAGGUUUAAAUGCAUGUAUAUUGUAUGCCCCGCAAUCGGAUCGGAGCCGUCAUCAUUUCCCUUCGCUUGAACUUAGGAAUGAGACAAAGGGCCUUAAGUGGAAAUUAUGGCUGUCGUAUGUGGUUGAAUGGAAAGUGAUGAACGAAGAUAUGUUAUGGCUAAGCCAUUGGAUUAUGGGGAACAAUGAAUUGGAAUGCGGGGAAGAAGUGUGUCUUGAAAUAAUCAGAAAGCAAGACGGUUUCGUCACAAAGGAGAUUGGAGUCCAGUUUGUGUACGAGCAGCAAAAUAAGGAUAAGGAGGAUGUCCCAUCAAGUAGUGAAGAUGCAUUGAUCUCACGUGACAGAUUGCUUAAUAUCAUGGGAGCGGACUUAUUAGGCUUUACGAAAUGGAUCCGUAACUGCGAGAAUGAAUCUAUGUCAACUGUCGUCUGCAAUGUUUGUUACUAUCUCUGUAACCAUGAAGUGAUCGAUCUUGAGAAUGACUCCCGCAUGACCCCAUAGGAACGAGUGCUCUAAACUAUUACCCAGUUUAAUUCAAACUGAUGUUGGUGAUGCGCAAAUCACUAGAUUCAAAUGUGUAUUGGUUGUUAAGCUUCAUUUCUAUCUAUUUUCAAUUUUUCCCUAAAAAAUUGUUUUCAAUAAUUUAAUAUACAAAAUUUCAUGCCAAACAAAUUCUUGCCUGUAUAAAGUAUGAAUUUAAAACCUGUUUUUAAGAAAAAUAAAGUUUUAGAGCCCAACUAGAAAAUAAGCCCACGCGUUGUGGUAGGAACCACUGUUUCUGGCGUAAUUGCAUGAAUAAGACACAUUUCAGGCGUAACUGCAUACAUAAAUAAGACACAAAGUGCAGGAAGUAAAGCUCAUAUUUUUAGCAGUGUUAUUUUAACAACAAUUCUUCAAGUGGUGGAUUGUCCCGGUGGGUAGGGCAUUUCACUUAGUCCUACUGCAUUCCGGGUUCAAAGUUCCAACCAUCCCCAGUACCAGUUUAAGCACACCAAAGACCAAAUUUAGCAUCUUCUGUCGUCAUCCACCCAACCCCAGCAGAUACUCAUAAAAAAUUCAAACAGAACUUGCCAAAUUCAUCCUCUUAAAAUACAAAACGAAAACAGUUUAUGAUCACUGACCUCUUUGAAUCGAAUGAUAUUCGGAUUCUUCAGUGAUCUGUGGUUCAUGAUUUCCCCUUGAACAUGUUCAUCCAUCUGCAUCACCAAAAAUAUAUAUAUAU
Molecule: messenger RNA, 4528 nt
Organism: Pyrus x bretschneideri (Chinese white pear)
Lineage: Eukaryota; Viridiplantae; Streptophyta; Magnoliopsida; Rosales; Rosaceae
Product: disease resistance protein RPV1
Exons: 5
Coding region: 241-3807 (1188 amino acids)
Biological process (GO): signal transduction; defense response
Molecular function (GO): protein binding; ADP binding
Source: RefSeq, a predicted model, not a curated record